UUUUGCUAUCAAUAUAUGUGCGUGAAUGGGAGACUACUUGAGUAAAAUGGCAUAUUAUCGACGGUACAACCGCUCUUCAUCAUGGAGCUCUUACAGGAGUUAUGAAGUGAGAGGCCUUUACAAUGACGGUCUGUCCUGUUGUGUUAAUGCUUUGCUUCAGUCCUUUUCUGCCACAACUGAACUGCUGGACAUACUGAACAAAUGGAAUCCUUCAAAUGGAAUUGAACAAAGUAACAUCCCGUUGCAGUUGAGGAACACACUGCUCUCUGUGAGGGACCCUUCACAUCCAGCUCCACACAAAGCCUUUCUGAACUGCCUCUACCAUCACGCCAUUCGAAGAUACACUCAACAAGACGCCGAUGAAAUAUUCCACAUGAUCCUCAAUCUCAGUCUGAAGCAGAUGCCUGAUCAUGAGCUGGCUCAGGAAAUCCGCAGUGUUUAUCAGAUUGAGGUGGAAACACAGGUGACAUGUAUAGAUUGCACAUUUAUUCACAGAGUGCCCAACUCCUAUUUCAGCCUCCCUCUGGUGAUUCAUGAAAGGGAAAACACCCUGGAGAGCUGCAUCAAAUCUUUCUUCAAGAAACAAAAUCUGGAGGUCAGCGAGAAGUUUUUCUGUGAUCGAUGUGAAAAGAAGCAAUCAUGCUCUUAUGAGCAGAAACUUGUCUCAUUGCCUCAGAUUCUGUGUGUCCACUUGAAAAGAUUCAGAAAUGACCGUGGAUUGACUAAGAAACUCGACAGCAAAGUCACCUUCCCUGAAACACUGAAUAUGAGCGUGUUUGCUGCAGGACAAUCAGAAAAUGCUGCAUCUGAUUCUCCUCAGGCUGAUUACAGUCUGUUUGCAGUAAUAGUUCAUAUAGGACAUGCAAUGUUUGGUCAUUAUACCGCUUUCAUCAAACAAACGCAGGACCAGAUGUGGUAUUAUGCCAAUGACAGCCGCGUGAAUCAAGCUACUUGGAAGGAUGUGCAGAACACAUAUAAAGGAAGAGAAACAGCCUACUUGCUUCUGUACAGAAAGAAGAGUUUGGAUUUGUCUGGAUAACUGAUGGGAAGGCUGCAGCCCUUGAUGUUUUCUGCAAUCAACACUAUGGUUUACUUAAUGCAAAAAAAAAAAUUUCCUCCUUUCUAUGAAUUUGUGCCUUGUUUUUCAUUGCAAUUAUGUAAACAUUCCUAAAACACGAUACAUUUGCAUGAGAUUCAAUAUGGCAUUAUGCCUUGAUUUCUGAAAAAGAGUAUCAAAAUGUAUUUAAUUUAUGCUUAAAACAAAACAAAAAUCUAUUAAUGUUUUUAAUUUAAAAAGAAGUUUGAAUUAAUUUUAUUUUUCUUACUUCACUGACAGAUAUGUAAUUGUUAUUUUUAAGAUGACGUUUAUCCUGUGGUGCUAAAAAGAAUAUUCCAAAAUAGGACCAACAUGUAUUUUUUGUGUAUAAGUCUACAAGUGUUUGAGAUAUAAAUCAGUUCAUGAUGCAUAUAUUUUUAUGUUUAUAUGGGUUUACAUAGGAAAGCAUUUUGUAUAAGAUUACACUAUUUUGUCAGUACAGAUAUUGUGCAGUU
Danio aesculapii is the source of this 1551-nucleotide messenger RNA. It is a transcript of the gene usp18, whose product is annotated as ubiquitin specific peptidase 18. Lineage: Eukaryota; Metazoa; Chordata; Actinopteri; Cypriniformes; Danionidae. Gene Ontology annotation, cellular component: cytosol; nucleus. Gene Ontology annotation, molecular function: cysteine-type endopeptidase activity; cysteine-type deubiquitinase activity. The record is from RefSeq and is a predicted model, not a curated record. Gene Ontology annotation, biological process: protein deubiquitination. The coding region runs from base 26 to 1039 and encodes 337 amino acids. The transcript has 10 exons.